GCGAUAAGCGGCGUGCGCGGGCGCAGUGAGCGCGAUGGAAGAGCACCACACGGACGGAGUGGAAGCGUUAUUGACGGCGCUGGGCCCCUUCGGCUGGUGGCAACGCGGCGCUGUGCUGCUGCUGCUUCUGCCCAACUUGUUGGCGCCGAUGUACUCCCUCAAUUACGUCUUCGUCGCUGACCGUGUGCCCUUCAGGUGCCUGGUGCCAGAAUGCGAGGAGGCGCACAGCGCGCGGUUCUCCAACGCCACCGCGGCUCGGCUCGUUCAGAGCGACGCCUGCCGCCGCCCGGCACCGCGCCGCCCCGGCUUUCGUACCUGCGACCCAACCAACUUCGAUGCUGACCACAGCGUGCCUUGUGAACAGAUCCUCUAUGAAAAUCGAGAUACAGUAUUCGCCGAGUUCGAUUUGGCGUGCCGCGAGUGGCGGCGAACCCUGAUAGGCACAGUGCGCAACGCGGCCCUGCCGCUAGCUCUGCUGCUCACGGGCUACGUCUCAGACGGGUGGGGUCGCCGCACGGCGUUCUGCGUUUUCGGGGCGUUCGCAGGAGUGCUCGGACUCGUGAAGUCGUUCGCGCCAAACUACAAUUCGUACAUAGCCCUCGAGUUCCUCGAGGCGGCACUCGGCUACGGCUUCAACAGCGCCGCGUACGUGAUAAUGGUGGAGAUCGCCAGGCCGUCCCUUCGGGCGGUGUUCGCAUGCGCAACGGGCGUGGCAUACGGGCUAGGGGGCAUACUGUUCGCGGAGACGGCGAGGCGCAUCCCACAAUGGCGCAGUCUACUGCGCGUCGUAUACUCUCCCGCACUGGUGCUGCCCGCCUACUGGCUUUUAUUGGACGAAAGCGUACGCUGGCUGCAUGCGACCGGUCGUGCCGAUGAAGCGGCCGCCGUCGUCAGGAAAGCCGCUCGAUGGAAUAAGGUUGUUAUAGAUGAAAGUUUUAUUAACGAAUCGUUGACGUCGUCGGGAAAGACGGGCGGGACCAACGUAUGGAUCGCAAUAGGACAGGUGGUGCGAUCUCGUGCCUUGGUCCUUCGUCUACUGGCGUGCUGCAGUUGCUGGAUAAUGGCCGCCUUCAUCUACUACGGCCUCACCAUCAACUCUAUCGCACUAGCUGGAAAUAAAUACACUAACUUUGCCCUGAACAUGGCCAUGGAGGUCGCCGCGUCACUACUCAUCAUGAUGGCUCUGGAACGCAUCGGGCGAAAGAUCACGAUUUCCGUCGCUUUUUCGCUGUGCGGCUUUGCCGCUGUCCUUCCGUUCUUUAUAGGUCCGGGGAUGACCCAAAGAGUGAUGCACUUCGUGGGCAAGCUGGCGAUCACGUUCGCUUUCAACUCACUCUACGUCUUUACGGCGGAGCUGUUCCCGACGGACGCGCGCUCGUCUUCUCUAGCGGCCGCGUCUCUCGUCGGUCGAAUCGGCUCAGUGCUAGCGCCACAGACCCCGCUGCUAAGUGCGAACGCUCAAGCCGCGGCAUACGGUGGGGCGGCGGCUGUCGGUGCACUAGCGGCGGCGCUGAUGCCAGAGACGCGACGCACUCCUCUGCCACAGCGCGCUCGCGACGCCGAGGAACUGCGGUGCUACCCUCCGCCACCCGUCCCGAUGCGCCCACCUCUGCGCAGCGUCGCACCCCAAGCACCUCCCGGCCCUGCGCUGACCAGGAUAAUGUGCCCGAGUAUUUGAAGUGUAAAUCGUACGUCGUAGUUCGUCUCUAUUUAUAUUAGUAAUACUAUUACCUCAGUUGAGUCACAAUUUAAACUUAGAGCCAACUCUCGAAUGGCGUCGUGUUUUUUAUUUCUAUUUUUAUAAUCAUGGUGACUGAAAUCCCAUAGAAUACGAUAAGUUUAAAUCGUUUGAAUAAAUUUAGUUAUGUUUUCAUUCGUCUAAUUCCUAUUUUAGGUAAUAUAUUCCUGAUCAUUUAAAAAAUUACUAGACGUUUUCGUGUUUGGUAGCGGAAGCAAGACUGAGUUCGCGAACGACGGGUGUGUCCGCGUCGAUACGAGUCCACUACGAGUGUCCUUUCAAAAAAACGGCAAAAUUUUCCACAUUACCUUUAAUUCGAUAAUUAUUAUUAAAACAUAGCAGUCUUACAAUUGUACGUACAAGUAAUACCGAAAUAAUUCCAUGUUGUCUCUAUGUUUACACAAAGUAUUUUAUAUAAUAUAUACAUCACAAUGUUAAUAUAGAGGACACCUCAAAUCCCUGCAGACUGUUGUCAUGGCUCGAUGUUUGAUCCUUGAUACAAAAUAAAUGACUUAUCAAAUCUUUACUAGGACUGAGCACACGUGGUUGUCUUUUAAAAUGUCGCAGAAUUGAAUUCAGUUAUUAAAUAAAAUAAUAAUAAAUUGUAUACGAAAAUGUAGACGAAUAUUAACAUCGAAGUCUAUCGGAUUUUGCAUUCACCAGGACCGAGAGUUGUGGUGGCCAAACGUUUUCCGAAAUGUUAAAUGUUGAUUAAAGAGUAAUCAACAUUUAACAUUCAUCAUUCUUCAUUUGAUUCUCCGCCGUAUUACCGUUCACAAAUUGAACGUCUAAAUCU
Pieris rapae (cabbage white) is the source of this 2534-nucleotide messenger RNA. RefSeq names its product organic cation transporter protein. Gene Ontology annotation, cellular component: membrane. Gene Ontology annotation, molecular function: transmembrane transporter activity. The transcript is spliced from 7 exons. Bases 35 to 1678 code for a protein of 547 amino acids. Gene Ontology annotation, biological process: transmembrane transport. The record is from RefSeq and is a predicted model, not a curated record. NCBI's taxonomy places the organism in Eukaryota, Metazoa, Arthropoda, Insecta, Lepidoptera, Pieridae.